Molecule: messenger RNA, 591 nt
Organism: Eupeodes corollae
Lineage: Eukaryota; Metazoa; Arthropoda; Insecta; Diptera; Syrphidae
Gene: Trx2
Product: thioredoxin-2
Exons: 3
Coding region: 137-457 (106 amino acids)
Molecular function (GO): protein-disulfide reductase activity
Source: RefSeq, a predicted model, not a curated record
UUUGGCAUAUCGCAUCGCAACCGCACAUCGCAAUCGCAUUCCUUAACUUAACUUUGCUCAGUAAAGUUGUGUCCCAGUGAUAAUAUAAUUCCUAAUUAUUUUUAUAUCUAAACAAUUACCCGCUAAUCUAUACAAAAUGGUGUACCAAGUUAAGAGCAAGUCCGAUUUCGAUGGCCAACUCCAAGCUGCAGGAAGCAAAUUGGUUGUGGUUGACUUCUUUGCCACCUGGUGUGGUCCAUGCAAGAUGAUCGCCCCAAGACUUGAAGAAUUGUCAACCCAAUACGCUGACAAAGUUGUAGUUCUUAAGGUUGAUGUGGAUGAAUGCGAAGAUAUCGCCGUAGAUUACAACAUUUCUAGCAUGCCCACAUUUGUGUUCAUCAAGAAUUCAGCUAAAAUUGAUGAAUUCUCUGGUGCUAACGGCGACAACUUAGCCAAACGUUUUGCACAACACGCAUAAUUUGUUUAAUAUUUAAAUUACAUAAUUAUUAAAAUUGUCCCCCUUAAAUCUUUUAAGCAAAAAAAUUAAAAACCAACAAUAUUUUCCUGUCGUCUCGUUUAAUAAAUAAAUAAAUACAUUAUUAUUUCUAUGGA